This is a messenger RNA of Rangifer tarandus platyrhynchus (Svalbard reindeer), 3207 nucleotides long. NCBI's taxonomy places the organism in Eukaryota, Metazoa, Chordata, Mammalia, Artiodactyla, Cervidae. The record is from the annotation of a GenBank genome assembly.
AUGCCUCCAAGACCAUCAUCAGGUGAACUGUGGGGCAUCCACUUGAUGCCCCCAAGAAUCCUAGUAGAAUGUUUAUUACCAAAUGGGAUGAUAGUGACUUUAGAAUGCCUCCGUGAGGCUACAUUAAUAACUAUAAAGCAUGAACUAUUUAAAGAAGCAAGAAAAUACCCUCUCCAUCAACUUCUUCAAGAUGAAUCUUCUUACAUUUUCGUAAGUGUUACCCAAGAAGCAGAAAGGGAAGAAUUUUUUGAUGAAACAAGACGACUUUGUGACCUUCGGCUUUUUCAACCCUUUUUAAAAGUAAUUGAACCAGUAGGCAACCGUGAAGAAAAGAUCCUCAAUCGAGAAAUUGGUUUUGCUAUUGGCAUGCCAGUGUGUGAAUUUGAUAUGGUUAAAGAUCCAGAAGUACAGGACUUCCGAAGAAAUAUUCUCAAUGUUUGUAAAGAAGCUGUGGAUCUUAGGGAUCUCAAUUCACCUCAUAGUAGAGCAAUGUAUGUUUAUCCUCCAAAUGUGGAAUCUUCACCAGAACUGCCAAAGCACAUAUAUAAUAAAUUGGAUAAAGGGCAAAUAAUAGUGGUGAUUUGGGUAAUAGUUUCUCCAAAUAAUGACAAACAGAAGUAUACUUUGAAAAUCAACCAUGACUGUGUGCCAGAACAAGUAAUUGCUGAAGCAAUCAGGAAAAAAACUCGAAGUAUGUUGCUGUCAUCUGAACAACUAAAACUCUGUGUUUUAGAAUAUCAGGGCAAGUAUAUUUUAAAAGUGUGUGGAUGUGAUGAAUACUUCCUAGAAAAAUAUCCUCUGAGUCAGUAUAAGUAUAUAAGAAGCUGUAUAAUGCUUGGGAGGAUGCCCAAUUUGAUGCUGAUGGCUAAAGAAAGCCUCUACUCUCAACUGCCAAUGGACUCUUUUACAAUGCCAUCAUAUUCCAGACGCAUCUCCACAGCUACGCCAUAUAUGAAUGGAGAAACAUCUACAAAAUCCCUUUGGGUUAUAAAUAGUGCACUCAGAAUAAAAAUUCUUUGUGCAACCUAUGUGAAUGUAAAUAUUCGAGACAUUGACAAGAUUUAUGUUCGAACAGGUAUCUAUCAUGGAGGAGAACCCUUAUGUGAUAAUGUGAACACUCAAAGAGUACCUUGUUCCAAUCCCAGGUGGAAUGAAUGGCUGAAUUAUGAUAUAUACAUUCCUGAUCUUCCUCGUGCUGCUCGACUUUGCCUUUCCAUUUGUUCUGUUAAAGGCCGAAAGGGUGCUAAAGAGGAACACUGUCCAUUGGCCUGGGGAAAUAUAAACUUGUUUGAUUACACAGAUACUCUAGUAUCUGGAAAAAUGGCUUUGAAUCUUUGGCCAGUACCUCAUGGACUAGAAGAUUUGCUGAACCCUAUUGGUGUUACUGGAUCAAAUCCAAAUAAAGAAACUCCAUGUUUAGAGUUGGAGUUUGACUGGUUCAGCAGUGUGGUAAAGUUUCCAGAUAUGUCAGUGAUUGAAGAGCAUGCCAAUUGGUCUGUAUCCCGUGAAGCAGGAUUUAGUUAUUCCCAUGCAGGACUGAGUAACAGACUAGCUAGAGACAACGAAUUAAGAGAAAAUGAUAAAGAACAGCUCCGAGCAAUUUGUACACGAGAUCCUCUAUCUGAAAUCACUGAGCAAGAGAAAGAUUUUCUGUGGAGCCACAGACACUACUGUGUAACUAUCCCUGAAAUUCUACCCAAAUUGCUUCUGUCUGUUAAAUGGAACUCUAGAGAUGAAGUAGCUCAGAUGUACUGCUUGGUAAAAGAUUGGCCUCCAAUCAAGCCUGAACAGGCUAUGGAGCUUCUGGACUGCAAUUACCCAGAUCCUAUGGUUCGAGGUUUUGCUGUUCGGUGCUUAGAAAAAUAUUUAACAGAUGACAAACUUUCUCAGUACCUAAUUCAGCUAGUACAGGUACUAAAAUAUGAACAGUAUUUGGAUAACCUGCUUGUGAGAUUUUUACUCAAAAAAGCAUUAACUAAUCAAAGGAUCGGUCACUUUUUCUUUUGGCAUUUAAAAUCUGAGAUGCACAAUAAAACAGUUAGUCAGAGGUUUGGCCUGCUUUUGGAAUCCUAUUGCCGUGCAUGUGGGAUGUAUCUGAAGCACCUUAAUAGGCAAGUUGAGGCUAUGGAAAAGCUCAUUAACUUAACUGACAUUCUCAAACAAGAGAAGAAGGAUGAAACACAAAAGGUACAGAUGAAGUUUUUAGUUGAGCAAAUGCGGCGACCAGAUUUCAUGGAUGCUCUCCAGGGAUUUCUAUCUCCUCUAAACCCUGCUCAUCAGCUGGGAAACCUCAGGCUUGAAGAGUGUCGAAUUAUGUCUUCUGCAAAAAGGCCACUGUGGUUGAAUUGGGAGAACCCAGACAUCAUGUCAGAAUUACUCUUUCAGAACAAUGAGAUCAUCUUUAAAAAUGGGGAUGAUUUACGGCAAGAUAUGCUAACCCUUCAGAUUAUUCGCAUUAUGGAAAAUAUCUGGCAAAAUCAAGGUCUUGAUCUUCGAAUGUUACCUUACGGAUGUCUGUCCAUUGGUGACUGUGUGGGACUGAUUGAGGUGGUGAGAAAUUCUCACACUAUAAUGCAGAUUCAGUGUAAAGGAGGCCUGAAAGGUGCUCUGCAGUUCAACAGCCACACCCUCCAUCAGUGGCUCAAAGACAAGAACAAGGGAGAAAUAUAUGAUGCAGCCAUCGAUCUGUUUACACGAUCAUGUGCUGGAUAUUGUGUUGCCACCUUCAUUUUGGGAAUUGGAGAUCGUCACAAUAGUAAUAUCAUGGUUAAAGAUGAUGGACAACUGUUUCAUAUAGAUUUUGGACACUUUUUGGAUCACAAGAAGAAAAAAUUUGGUUAUAAACGAGAGCGUGUGCCAUUUGUUUUGACACAAGAUUUCUUAAUAGUGAUUAGUAAAGGAGCCCAAGAAUGCACAAAGACAAGAGAAUUUGAGAGGUUUCAGGAGAUGUGUUACAAGGCUUAUCUAGCUAUUCGGCAGCAUGCCAAUCUCUUCAUAAAUCUUUUCUCAAUGAUGCUUGGCUCUGGAAUGCCAGAACUACAAUCUUUUGAUGAUAUUGCAUACAUUCGAAAGACCCUAGCUUUAGAUAAAACUGAGCAAGAGGCUUUGGAAUAUUUCAUGAAACAAAUGAAUGAUGCACACCAUGGUGGCUGGACAACAAAAAUGGAUUGGAUCUUCCACACAAUUAAGCAGCAUGCUUUGAACUGA